Molecule: messenger RNA, 1850 nt
Organism: Xylaria bambusicola
Lineage: Eukaryota; Fungi; Ascomycota; Sordariomycetes; Xylariales; Xylariaceae
Product: Alpha/Beta hydrolase protein
Exons: 1
Coding region: 382-1350 (322 amino acids)
Molecular function (GO): hydrolase activity
Source: RefSeq, a predicted model, not a curated record
UAACGUUUCAUGUUUGUCUCUCGGGUUUAUUAUUAGGCUUAUCUCAGAUUCUCAUGGAGAACUCAGGGGCUUAACUCCGCAGCUUUAACCAAAGUAUUAUAAAUAUAAGGCUCUCUCAAGUACCCAAGUAACUAGGGGGCCCUUGAGUGACUGGCUCCCCUUCUGCAGUUGGUUCUUGCGUCAGGCAUUUUUGCUCGGACGCCCACCACGUCUGCUAGAGAUUGUAUCCUUCUUUGAAUUCAUUCGUUUCUGUACUACACGAGUAUUCGCAUUAUUUCCCGCAAUUGUCUAGGCCUACAUAGGCGCCUCAACUUCGAGAGUAGCUACCGUAGUCUGCUUGGCAUCAACACUCGCUGGCAACGUCGGCUUCCUAUUCCUGGCAUGGCCCAAAAAUACGGGUUCUUCCAAUAUCUUCGCCUGAAGGCGAUCGUCGUUUUAUUGCGGACAUGGCUUCGGUUCUCCAGCGGUGAUAAGAUUCGCCGCGACCAAGCGCUUGUGCCGCGCGACGUCAAGCAUGAGCGUGUCAAGAUCCCUUCGCGUGAAUCCGGCCGCUACAUCCUCGCGGAUAUCUAUUACCCUCCCGGGUUUUCCUCAUCCACCUCUUCCUCGCCUAAGCAACUGCCUCCCGUUCUUGUCAACUGGCAUGGCAGCGGCUUCAUCUUCCCUUUGCUAGGAACAGAUGCGCUAUUCAGUUCUCGCAUGGCUCGGGAGACUGGAACCGUGGUGGUCGACGCUGACUACCGCAAAGGACCUGAGACACCCUUCCCCGGCCCUUUGAAUGAUGCCGAGGAUGCGCUUCGGUGGGUCGGCACACAAUCCUAUCGCUUUGACACGGCCCGCGUAGGCGUUUGUGGUUUCAGCGCUGGUGCGAAUCUCGCCCUAACAGCUGCAACGUCGCUUCGCAAGAAUCUACAAGGUCUCGUAGAUAUUCGCAUCGCUCUAGUCAACUAUGGGCUUUUGGACCUGGCGGCAGACCCCGCGUCCAAGAAGGUACCGCGUCCUAUCAACGCCCACCCCAUCUGGGCCCUCCAUCUGUUUAACGACUGCUAUGCUCCGGACGUGGAGUCCCGGACUGAUCCAGCAGUGUCACCUGGUUUCGCUCAACCAGAAGACUUCCCGCCAACCGUCGCCCUACUCAGCGCGGAGGGUGACACAUUAUGGCCCGAGGCCAAUGCACUGGCUAAGAACCUAGAGAGCUCGGGUGCGCCCGUAAAAGUUAUCAACAGGAUAUUCGAAGGUGUUCCUCAUGCAUUUGACAAGGGUACCGAAGAAGGCACGGUGGCCUGGGAGCGCCGUGAGGAAGCAUAUGAGCUCAUGGCGACACUGCUAGAGCAAUCGUUUGACAUAUAGUAUAGCGAGCAACAGUCUAAUUUUUGUUUUCCUAAUGAAUUAACUAUAGACCAUGUCCUCUCUCAUCAUUUGCCUAUCUCGACAGCUUUAAUGACACCGAGGGUGAGGCCAUAAGCUACAUAGAGAGUUACUUAUUUCUAUCGGACUAACAAGUGCCGCGCGAAGGUGGACACCUACUGUGCCCAUUUAUCACCUAGGUAGUUUAGUCUCAUAAAAGAGUGAAUAGUGCUACGCUACGAACUAGUUGGCCGCACCUAUCCAAUGAAUCGUGCAGACUAGAUGAGGAGGAAGAGCAUACCGUUUCGGCAUGAAAUACACCUUGAAUUGCAGGAAAUCAAGAAGAGAACUAACCCCGCUCUUGCCUUGACGUUGCGUUUGGCUGCUUACUAGGUAUUCUCCCAAAAGCUGCAUGGAACUUCGCCGCCUGGGCAUCAAGACUAAGUUGAAAAGGUCACUCGGGGGGCUUGUAUCUUGUAAUGAUCACCGGCAAUGUCCCAGCG